GGGGGAAGAGGACGUGAUUGUUCUUUUGGGGUGGGAGGAGAAGUGGUUGUGUUGUGGUGGGAAAAUUUGAGUUUUGGAUUCCUGUUCAAUUCAGACUUCUUUUAAAGAAGAAAAAAAAUCAUUUUUCUCUGAUUUUCUUACAUCUCUUAGCAGCCUUGGCUAAGGGAAGAACAUGGCGUGGUCAUUGCUGUUUACCUGACUCCUUGUAUGGAACUGUAAUUUUAAUGUCUCUUUUUUCAAACCAUUUGUACACAAAAUCAUUCCAUGAAUGGCUGCCUUAUAAUUUUUCCACUUUAAUUGUGAAUGGUUAUAAAAUAAUGUUGCAGUUUUCAAUUUGUUUUAUUAUAUUAAAUUUUUACUAGGUGCAGUGCUUCAGAGUUGGCUUUUCAUUUACCAUAGUGGGAUUUUGUGACAGCUCCUGCAAAGAGAAGUGACAGUCUUAAAUGGGAUUGCAGGCAUUGCAGACAACGCCAUUUAUUUUUGUGUAAUUGUGUUUGCAGCUUCCCUUCGUAAUAUGUGAGCACCACUUGGAAAUCUGAAGCGUGAAACUGACUGCAUGUUGGGAGGCAGUCUGGCAUGUCGAUUUAGACAUGGAGUGAGUGACUUCAGAGGCAUAAAUACAGACGUGAUUUGACAGCUCUGCUUAAGAGGGGCAUUUGACAACUUCUGUCUCCCGCAGAGUGUUUAGGAGCUGGCGUUGCUCUGAAGCUCUCUUCCUGGAAAAUGUGAUGCUUACAAGGCAGAGACCUUCCAUGUUAGGAGGGUCAGAGGGUGAUGGCUGAAUCAAGACUGCCGAUGAGGACGUGCUAGGGCUAAAGAAAACUGAGAGCACAGGACGGAAUGAAAACGAUCAGCCCCCAGCCCAAGAUGCAAAUGCUAAGUCACUCCUUUCUUCUGCAGACUUGGUAGCAGAGCAGCCUCUCCCAAAUGAGUGUGUGAUUUGGGUGAGAAGUCAGCUUCAAGUACGUGUGCUAAACCAUACCCUGCCUUUUGCUUCUGCGACAGGAGGAAAAGCUUAAUGAAAUGUUUCUGCCUGUUCUGUCUUUCAUGCCGUCUUGCUCGUCAGACCCCUUCUCACAUCUCAGCAUACUGUGUGACUGCCGCAGGAUCCUGCUGUGGUCCUGCUCAUGGCUCUUCACUAUUGCAGUUACGUGUCAAUACUGACAUGGGUUUUCCUGAAGGCAACCUAUCUUCUUCCUGCUGUGUGCAAUGAAAUCCAAGCCGGUGUUAAGCCACAGCUCCCUAAACCUUCUUUUUAACCCUACCAUUUUAACACCAUUAACUGAUGGUCAUUGUAGCUGAGAGCUGAUUUGGUUCUUUCUGCAAAGAAAAAAAAUGUCGUUUUCAGGCUUCUGAAUUUCUCUGGAAGGGUUUUAUUUGCUUAUGACAUGUUUUUGAGUUCCAAAGAGUAGUUGCUAAUUCACUUUUAAGUGUUUUUAAGGGGUGUUUGGACAGGAGAUUGGAGAAUAAUUAAUUUUAUCUGAGCAAAAAAGAAAAAAAGCAGAACAAUCUUCACCCACCACAACAGGACAUUUCAGAGUGUAUUAUGAGCAUUUGCAGGUUUUCUUAAAAGAUACACUAAAAUGCAGUCAUCUGCAUGUUAUGUGCUGCAGCUUUUUGGGAGUUGCAUGCUAUGGCUACCAUCAGGAUUUAGUGCAAAGCUGAGAAUCAUGGUUUGGAUUCUUGAAGCAGCUGAGGAGUAAAUAGGAAUUUGAAUGCCAGUCACAAGGUGGUUCCAAAGGAAACACCUGCAUAGUUGUUUCAGAGCUCUGCACAGGGCCCUGGCAUAGCAGGUUACACAAGGAAGUGGUCUGAAACUGUUGUCAUUUGACCUUGGGUGAUAAAAGUCCAGGAAAUGCUAAUAGCUUAAAGCUAUCUAUAGUGUGAGGCCACCCCUUCGGUAGCUGGCAGAUAGGUAAUGGUCUGACUUCACCUCCUGAUAGCAUGGAGGGUAACUGGUAGUGUGCUGAGUUGGUUAACACGCAGUGGGAAGGCACUGAUUAAAUGCCACUGAGGGCACUGAGGGCAGAAUAGGGGAGCUGGCAGGGCCCUCUGGGUCCAAUGGGCUCAACCCCUGCUGCAGCAGGGACACCCAGAGCAGGCUGCCUAGGUCCACGUCUAGAUGGCUUCUGAAUGUCUCCAAGGAGGAGACCCCAGAACCUCUGGGCAGCCUGUGUCACUGCUCCAUCACCUGUGCAGUGAAAAAGGAUGUGUAUUAUGUACACAGAUGAGAUCACUGCUGAGCCUUCUCCAGGCCUAACAGUCCCAGCUCUCAGCAUUUCCCCAUAGGAAAUGUGCUCUAGUUCCUUUUCCAUCUAGAGACCCUUUUCUGGAUGCUCUCCAGUAUGUCCAUCUCUUGUAUUGGGAAUGUCUUUCUUGUAAUAGCCUUUAGAAAUAAGAUUAAGAUUCUGACUUGACUUGGAAUCUAAGUAUUCUUGCUGUCUGUACUCUCCAGCUGCCCUGUAAGAAGGACUGGCUUUUAGACAUCCAAUUUCAGAGGAAGGGGAAUGGCGCUGUCAGGGGAUGAGGGAAGUAUUUAUUCUGGAAGCAAAGAAUCUUCACGCAUCCAUUUAAGCAGUACCCUUGAUAGGAUUUAGUAGUACUUCAACAGCAAAAGGAUUCUUUUUCCUCCUGUGGUUGCUAUCUAUAGGUUUAUCGAUGAUCCCAUGACUAACAGUUGCUGUGGUUGAGCUGUGUGUCACUCAGGCAAUAAGCAGCAUCUCAGCUGAUUGUUUGCUGUUAUUCUUCUGGUAGCUCAUAGGACUUGUGGCUAGGAAAGAAGUCUCAUCUCUUUAUGCAGGCUUAAUUUGCAAGACAAGAUACUUUUAGUGUAUUUAAUCAAAACGUUUUUCUGUGUAAUUGGAUACAACCUCUGCAGUCUGGUAUAAAUCCUUAUGAAGCUGGGAGGAAGGAGGAAGUGCUUUGAGUGCAUUUAUGUGACAAAAGUUACCAUAGAGAGCUUCAGUACUGAGGAGCUGUGGUGCUGCAGGCUUCCUGAUGAUGGCUGCGGAGAGUUCUUUAAUUUAAGGAAAAAACUCCUUUCCCAUCAGCAUUUCGAUGAGACUCAUUAGGGGUGAGUACUGCGGCAAGGAGGUGAUGAGCUGUCGUUUAUUUAUUGCUCCAGCUUACAGAUUGAACCGUUCUGCUGAUGCAUGUAAGCCUUACCCAGGUGUCCCUCCAGGCAGAGCUGCAGAGUGCUCUCCUUUCUUGUCACAAUGUUUUUGCCUCUUGGCUAAGGUGUGCAGAGGCUAGCAGCCCUUGCAGUGAAUUUUGGACUAAGAGAAAUGCUUUGUCAACUCUAUUACGACUGACACCAAACCUGUACAGUCUCUAGAAAUUCUGAAGUCCAAAAAGAAAUCAUUUGGAAGGGGAAAAAAUGCUUGGUCUGUGCCUGUGUGCCUACCCAGUGCCCCACAUGGUAGUUGCUUAUGAUAUGUCAUUGUACUGGAGUCUGUGGCUGUGAAGGGAUGCUAAUGUCGAAAGAAACAAGUUUAUAUGAGUUGCUGAUGUUACACCGAGGUGAAAGGGGCUGCUAAAACCUGCUGCAAACCUUAAUGCUACCCUGAAUGGCUUUUACUGUGACAACUCUCAGUCAAGUUUUCCUUGGUCACCUGCAGAGGGGCAAGCUGCAAGUAACCAGAGCGGAAUGAGGCAAGAGGUACAUUGUUUCACUGUCCUUUGCAGAUGAGCUCUGCCCUUGCAGCGAGGAAGACCAGGGAGGAGAAACUCAGAUUGGAGGCUGCUGCUGAUUAGAGCUGGGAGAACAGCAGAAUGAGUUCUUCAUCAUUAAGGAGAGUUUCCUGCUCUACUAUGCUGAGAGCGAGAAGAAGAGCUUUGAGAGCAAUAAAUACUUCAAUAUCCACCCCAAGGGUGUCAUACCCCUGGGGGGCUGCAUUGUGGAACCCAAAGAAGAGCCCAACAUGCCUUAUGCCAUAAAGAUCUCUCAUGAAGACUUCCAUGGCAACAUUGUUCUAGCAGCUGAAUCAGAGUUUGAGCAGGCUCAAUGGCUGGAGAUGCUGCAGGAGUCUGGAAAAGUGACCUGGAAGAAUGCCCAGCUGGGAGAAGCCAUGAUUGAGAGCCUGGAAGCCCAAGGACUGCAGCUGGCCAAGGAGAAACAGGAGUAUGUAGAUAAGCUGAUGGAAGAAACAGAAGAGUUGUGUCAGCAGAGGGAGCAGAAAGAGGAACUGGAGCGUCUGAACCAAGUGCUGGAAGCGGAGAAGCAGCGGUUUGAAGAGGUGGUACGGGAGCUGCGGCUGGAGCAGGAGCAGAUCAGGCGGGAGCUAGAGCUCACAGCCCGCUCCCUUAAUGGAGUGGAGGAAGAAAAGAAAGAGUUGCGAAGCCUGACUCAGUCCUUACAGAAAAACCUGGAGGAGCUCUCUGUAGAAAAGCAGCAAAUGUUGGAGAUGCUGGAAACGAAUGAAAGCCCACCUUCAACCAGCCCUAGCAAGGAGCAAAGCCCCAGCUGGGGGUUGCACUGCAGCCUGCAGCAGAUUGAAGAAAAGAUGCAGCAACUCCUGGAGGAGAAACUUCUGGCAGAGAAGAGGAUGAAGGAGAAUGAGGAGCGGUCCCGAGCCCUGGAGGCGGAGCGGGAGUUUUACUCUUCCCAGUCACAAGCACUACAGAACUCACUCUCAGAGCUGACUGCAGAGAAGCAGCAGACAGAGAGAGACCUCAAGGCUGAGGUGAAGGUGCGCAUGGAACUGGAAAAGAGACUGAGGGAAGCUGAGGAAGCAUUGCAGAGCUUGGAGCAAGGCUUAAAUUCUUUGGAUCGUAAUAAGGAGAAGGAGGAAAAGAUGAAAGCAGAUGUCAGUAAUCUGAGAAAGUUCUUCGAAGAGUGCAUCCGCAAUGCCGAGCUGGAGGCCAAGAUGCCCGUGAUCAUGAAGAACUCUGUGUACAUCCACAAAGCUGCCACUCGUCGCAUAAAGAGCUGCCGCCUUCACCGCCGGAGAGCCAGCGCUUCAUGGAAUGACUUGAAGCAGUCCCAGUCUUUCAUCAUCUCACAUGCAGAAGCUGAAAACAUUGAGGAGCUGAAGGAGGCAGCCAAAAGACUGAGCCGGCACCAGCACUUUCGUGAGACUCUCUACCAAAUCAUGAGAUCGCACAAAGAUUCAUCAUCAGGGGAUGAAAAAUGACUCUUGUUGAGAGGAGGCUUCUGAUCUCAACUUGCCGUUCAGCUCUGCAAACACGAAGCAGUCAGGCAUUAGGGUCAGAAAGGAGUUGCAUCCUUUGGUGAGGAAGGUGGGGGGAAGUUGUGUGUAGGAGGUCCCCUCAAGUAGUGUCUCUGCUUUAGUUUGGAUGCUCUCUGUGGUCUGGCAGACCUUCCCUGCUGAUGACUCUGGAUCAUGUCUCUUUGCUUCAGCUGCUUAUUUUAAGCCAUGUUUUGCCAAGAUACUGUGGCUGGUGUUAAAAUGAACCACUGGCCUUAGCUUAGGAAGUGCCUCUUCUUUUCUUUGCUGCCUAGUCUGCCUGCUAAAAACAGGUGCUUCUGAGAAAUCCUUCAUCAGCCCAUGAUGCAGCUGGUGUAGCCACCCCCAGCUGGCACAAUCUAACCUGUUCUACCUAAUGUCCUCUAGGAAACUGCCUCCUCGGUGUAGACCAUAAUAUCAAAUAUAGAGCAGUCUCCUGCUGCAGUAACAUUUCAAGCAGAGAGAUAGCACUGCAAGUUGAAGGCAACCUGAGGAUUCUCCCCAUGGCAUGGGAGAUGGAACUACAUGAUCUUUAAGGUCUCUUCCAACCUAAGUCAUCCUAUGAUUUGCCUCCAAAAGCAUCAUGUGCAAAGAUUUCAUAGAUAACUCAGCAGCAUCAGUGCAAGUUGGAGGGAAGGCUAUGCUGUGCUGACCAUAGGCAGAACAUCCUGGGGACACCUUUGCACUUUUUUGCAUCAAGACAGCUGACUAUGUUGCUGUCAGGAGGAGAAAAGGUCUGUGCAGAAAAUCGUAGGCAGGUUCAGUGUGGAGUAGCCUUGGCUCUGAUGGUUUCCUCAUCACCUCAGGAAAACAAGCUUAAGGAUAGGUGAGUGGGGUGAGGACUGUUCAGCAGUGACACCUACUACCAUUUUGCAAAUUAAAUGUUGUCAGCAGCAAGAUGUCAGGGCAGUGCAGCUGAGGAGGUGGGGAGAUCCACUUCAGUGCAUACUGCAGCAAAUAGACCUUACCCAGCACUUUGUACUGCUCUCUGCCAGUCCUGUUAGUUGCAGCCCAAGCUAUCAUGGUCUAGCCUGGACCUCCAGCAAGCCAAGGCUGGAAUGGAAGUGGUCCUGUGUACAGCUUAAUCAGAAGUGGGCUCCUGGCUGGCCUCUUGUCACUCCUCAUUGUUCACCAUGAGGUUGUUGCAGUGGACUAUUUACCUUGUAGUUGGUUAUCUUGUGUUUUACAUGAGAGGAAUGGCUUUCUUGUACAAACUUUUCCUUUAUACCAGAAGCUGGCUAAUAAUUAUCCACACUAUAGUAACAGCACUGCUUAGUGCUUACAGAACACGUGACAAGCACACUCAGUGACAUUAUCCCUGUGAUAUAAGUCAGGAAACAAAGAUGUAAAACAUACAAAGGUGGUGACGCUACAAGCAGAGCUUGCUUAGGGCUUGGGGGUCUUAACUGCCAGAGUACUGGAGCUCUUAGGUCUGUACCCCUGGGUAUUACGUGUGCCCUUUUUGUCAAGUACUGGGGUGGCUGCUUACCUACAUGCAGGCUGUGGCACUGGGCAUGUUUCGGCUUUGUUUCUGGCCGCCAAAGUCAUUCCCUUCCAGUCCCAUGCUGCUUCUAGAGUGAAUUUGUGGUUGAGAUAGGGAAGGGACCUUGUCCUGUCAUCCAUGAGAGUGGCAUUGAUGCUGGUGGAGGGUGCAGGGUGUGAUAUGCUGAGAGCUUCUAGAGGGGAAUGUGUGACCAGAGGAUGAGCACCGAAGGCAUGGUCUCUCCAUUUCAGUCACUUACUGACCAUUAUCCUUCUGCCAGAUAAUGGGAUGUUAUAAAAAGCCAGAGGGCUCAUCACAGCGGGCUGUCACUUCUAUGAUGACAGGUGAUGGACAGGAAAAUAGAGUUUACUUCCCUCCUUAGCAUACCUGACCCAUCUGUGCUUUUCCUACUCUAGCUUGCAUGCUAGAAGGCCAGAAAGAAAUCCUGGUUCCCAGAAGGUUGAAAAGCUGAGAAACACAAGCAGAGCUGGUUUUCCCCUUUGCACUGUCCUAUCAACAUCUCAGGCUAUUUUCCAGUUGCAAUUUUUUUUUAAAUCAUGUAAUACUGGAAGAUGCAGUGAAAAGUACAGCCAGAAUGUGUAUCUGUAAUCAAGGCAGUUAGAAAAAUCACUCAGUGGCUUGUGAAUGCAACACUUCGAUCUAUUACAAUCAAAUGCCACAAUAUCAUAAUUUACAGAAGUAUCGUGCCCAGGAGGUAGUCACAUCUGAUCUUCCUUCACUGCAUAUUGACAGCAAUAAGUAAAUAAAAGUUACACUGAUACCAGAGUGAA
Molecule: messenger RNA, 7460 nt
Organism: Gallus gallus (chicken)
Lineage: Eukaryota; Metazoa; Chordata; Aves; Galliformes; Phasianidae
Gene: PLEKHD1
Product: pleckstrin homology and coiled-coil domain containing D1
Exons: 13
Coding region: 3921-5132 (403 amino acids)
Source: RefSeq, a predicted model, not a curated record